Messenger RNA from Homalodisca vitripennis (glassy-winged sharpshooter), 6204 nucleotides. RefSeq names its product tyrosine-protein phosphatase 99A-like. The transcript is spliced from 15 exons. The record is from RefSeq and is a predicted model, not a curated record. Gene Ontology annotation, biological process: protein dephosphorylation. Gene Ontology annotation, molecular function: protein binding; protein tyrosine phosphatase activity. Bases 283 to 3135 code for a protein of 950 amino acids. NCBI's taxonomy places the organism in Eukaryota, Metazoa, Arthropoda, Insecta, Hemiptera, Cicadellidae.
CCUGGCUGACUCUGAGACUGACUUGAGUGGGGUAGAUGCUAGGUGUUGUUAGAUGUAGGUGUCAGUAUCAACUGAAGUAACUUAGAUUUGAAUAACAAUAAAGGGGUAUUGUAAUUUAUGGGUUGGAUGAGAAUUAAAAUAAUCCUGUGGAUUAAAUGACAUUUUUAAUUCGCUUGUUUAUAUAAGACACGCUAAUAAUGGAUGCAGUUGUGAGAUUGUUUAAGGUUAUUUUCACGAAAUUAAAGUGGGUCUUCACCGAACUGUAAACAAAGUAUUUUCAAGAUGAUGUAUAAUGAACUUCAAAGUUAUUUUUUGGUUUUCUUAAGUAUUUCGUGUUUUCGGCUUGAUGGAUUGACCUUUGAAGAAGAUAAUCUAGAAUCAGAACUGUUCAAUACUUCUACUGACAGAGGGUACACUGAGUUUGACAAUGAAUCAGAUAGUUCCCAAAACAGAAUCAAUGGAAUUUUAAGUCAACCUCUUAAUUUGACUGUGGGAUCAGUAACAGACACUACAAUGGAGCUUUCUUGGCUUAAACCUGUCAAUUCUAAUCCAGAUGAGGUUUUGGAGUAUUAUAUCUACUACAUUCAUCAUAAUUACACAAAUUGUAAGAAACACUCAGCAACAGCUUCCUACAUAAAUUAUUUGUUAACCAAUUUAGAGCCUUACGCACAAUAUAAGGUGUGGGUGAAAGCUUCUUCCAAUAACCAUGAUGGAGAGUCAAGCGAGCCAGUGACCAAGCAGACAGAUGUCAGUGGGCCAGGGCCCCCCCAUAUCCUGAAUGCUACAUGUGUAAGCCCCUCCACUUUGGCCAUCUACUGGACCCAUCCCCCCUCUUUUAACAGGACAAUUGACACGUACAUCAUUGCCUAUCGGGAAGAGCAUUCUUACGCAUUCAGCAACAUUACUGUAAAACCCUGCAACUACUCCUGCCAGGACUUGUGUAGUGCCUUGUGCAGGGAUGAUAAGACAUACAAUUCGACUCUAGUUCAUGAGAUCUCCAAUCUUACCAGUGAAAUGUAUGAAAUUAAAAUAAGAGGAGCGACACGGAGUAUUUACGAUGAUGAAAAGGAGAUUAUUGGUCCUGACUCAGAAUCAAGAAAAGUACCAAUGAAUAACUGUGGAUUAAACCACUAUGCAAUGAGCGGCCUCAGCGCUGGAGUUAUUGCAGGAAUCAUAUGUGUUUGCUUUGCUCUUCUUUUGGGAAUCAUCGCCUUCAUCAUUUGGAGGAACUGCUUGCACGCUGCCUAUUACUAUCUAGAGGAUUCCCCUCCCCUGCCCCAGACCAGUGUCACAGACUGGGACACCCGGGAUCCUGAGUCUACUGUGCCUCUGGGACAAUUUGCUGCUCAUGUUGCAUCUCUCCAUGCUGAUGGAGACAUUGGCUUCAGCAAAGAGUAUGAGGCCAUCCAAGCUAUUGCUAACCACCACGAAUUCACCACAGAGUACUCUCAACACCCAGAGAACAAGCUGAAGAACAGAUAUCUCAACAUAUUGUCUUAUGACCAUAGCCGAGUUAGACUGCUUCCAAUGCCUGGCCAGAGUAGGUGGAGUGACUACAUCAAUGCAAACUAUAUCGAUGGGUUCCAACGAGCCAAUGCUUACAUCGGCACUCAGGGGCCCUUGCCUUGCACCUUUGAUGCCUUCUGGAGGAUGAUUUGGGAACAGGGAGUUGCUAUAAUCGUCAUGAUUACAAACCUGGUGGAGAGAGGAAGGAGGAAAUGUGACAUGUAUUGGCCGAAAGAAGGUACAGAGAUUUAUGGCAUGAUCCAGGUCAGGCUGAUCAAAGAAGAUAUUUUAGCCAUGUAUACGGUGCGCACACUGUCCAUCUUACAUUCAAAGACUAAAAGAAAAAAGCAUGGAUUCAACGAACGCCUGGUUUACCAGUAUCAUUACACCAACUGGCCUGACCAUGGUACUCCAGACCAUCCUCUUCCGAUCCUCAGUUUUGUCAAGAAAUCCUCUGCUUCAAAUCCUCAUGAUGCUGGGCCUAUUGUUGUACAUUGCAGUGCUGGAGUGGGUCGUACCGGAACAUAUAUAGUUCUAGACUCUAUGCUGAAGCAAAUAUGCCACAAAAAUGAGGUAAAUGUGUAUGGAUUCCUGCGCCACAUCCGGACUCAACGCAACUUUCUAGUGCAGACUGAGGAACAAUACAUCUUCAUCCAUGACGCACUAUUGGAGGCCAUCACGUGUAGUGAGUCGAGCCUGAGUGCAGAGUGCCUAUCUCACUUGCUCAAGACCUCUGCCCUUCCCGAUCAUUCACAUGAACACUGGAAAAAACUCGAAACACAUUUUCAGGCCUUAACUGCUUUUCAACCUAAGGAUUAUAAUCUAGUAUCUGCGAACAAACCUUGUAAUCAAGUGAAAAACAGGAGCCAACAAUUCAUCCCUGUCGAGUGCUCUAGAGUUCACUUGACUCCAAAACCUGGAGUGGAUGGCAGUGACUACAUUAAUGCGUCCUGGUGUCUUGGAUUCAAGAAGCUGCGAGAGUUCAUAUUGACACAGCAUCCACUGACGAGCACUGUGUUUGACUUCUGGCAGAUGGUCUGGGACCACAAUUCACAGACAGUUGUAUUGCUCUCUCCUCUCACUCCUGACUCAGAGGAGUACUGUGUGUUUUGGCCUGCUGAAGGGGAAACCUUGGAUGGGGAGAACUUCAAGGUGAAAUUGAUAGAAGAGAGUGAGCUGGAUGGCACUGUGUCCAGAGACCUCACAGUACAGUCUUUGCAAGAUGACUAUGAGCUCACUGUUCGCAUCAUACAGUCUCCGGUCCCAGAACCUCUGUCAGACCUUCCAGCACUCUUCCAACUUCUCUCCACUGUCCAACAAUGGCACCUUGAAUAUCAGAAUGGGCCUAUUAUUGUAAUUGACAGAUUUGGAGGAACAGAAGCAGCAACAUUUUGUUGUUUGGCAACCCUGACCAAGCAGCUAGACUACGAGAACCAUGCAGAUAUCUGUAUGUAUGCAAAACUUUACCACAACAGGAGACCAGGAGUUUGGCAAACCAUGGACAGCUACCUGUUGCUCUACCAAGCCCUUGAGGUUCUCUCUGCCAGUAAAGGAGUUUCACUAGUCCCAAGCCCUAGUCCUACCCACCUCCAGCCCAAUGGCUACAACAUCGCAGUUGAUAAGUCAUAGUCAUUGUAAGGUUAUGCCAAAUGCUAAAAGCAAUUUAUACUAUUAAGAUUUUAGUCAUCAUUUAUAUCUAAUUUAACACCAUACCGGUUAUAAGUUUAUUGUGAACAAGAAUCCUCUAGCUUUAUACAAAUAUUGAUCAAGAAAUGUUAUGUUAAUGAUUUAUAUUGUUUUAUUAAUAUUGUAUGUACAUUAGUAUUGUAAAAUUUCAGUAAACUAAUAAUUAUUUUUUAUGUCAGUUUUUAAUACUUAGUAAUAACAUCGCAUUUCAUGGCAUCAUUCAUUAUAUUAUAAUAAUAAUGCUAAUUAUUCACUUUUUUACAUUUUACUAUGAAAAGUAUCACUUUUAUAUUUGUACUUUAAGAAAAUACAAGUUAUUUAUUGUUAGUUUUGCUAGUAUAGAUAUAAUUUAUUUAGUGAUAAACUGGAAAUUGCUAUAACCCUACAGUGGUAACUUCCUUGCAACAAUUGUUAUUCUGAAUAUAACAAUGUGUAUAAUUUGUAAAAUUCUGUGAACUAUAAUUUAAUUAACCAUUUGUUUCAUGAACUCACACUAUUUCUAUCCUCUUUUACUCAGUUUUAUUAUUAUUCUUUAUAAAAGCUAUUGAAACUAAUCUGUGCUAUUUCAUGAAAAAUAUUCUUAUUAAUAUUAAAAAAUCACUACAGCCCCAAUAAUGUCACUUAACAGCGAAUAUUUUUGUCUGUCUAAUUAAAUCUGUGCCUAAUUUUUGUGUUAAAAAUUAAAUAGUGGUUGACAAGAUUACGUGUCCAAGGUAAUGAUUGAAGAGCUCCAUAGCCACCACCAAUAUGCCAUAUAUUUUUAACCUUCAGGUUAAGAAUAAAAGUUAUUAUGGGAAUUUAAUAACAACUCUCAUAUUAUUCUAUAAUUACAUAUAAAAAACUACACUUCUACCCAUCUUGUAUACAAAUUUGGUCUUAAUGGGAUCACAAUUUUCAGAGUUGCUGUUUGGCUGAAAAUCACCCAAAACCAGUACCAUUUUUUUCAUUUUUAUCAACAUAAAGAACUGAAAAUUAUGAGUAAAUAAUUUGCUUUGUUUGUCUAAACGCAGGAAUAAACAAGAUAAGUUUUAAUGUAACUCGUGGUAUUAUAUCUCAACAGAGUUAGUUUGUGGUUAACUUUUUUCUCUUAAUUAAAGGAGAGGUCUCGAUCCCCUUACUCUGAUAUCUUACCAUUAUCAAUAAACAUGUCAAGGAACUGAUAAACGAGUUUGAAAUUUCCACAUUUUUAAAUUUAAAACUAAUUAUUCAGGUUAUACAGGGUAUAUCAAAAAGAUUCAUCCUAUUUGGCAUGUCUAUAUUUCGAACAGUAGUAAACAUAUAAAAUUACUAAUUUUUUUUAGCUGAAAGGGAAACUCAAAAAGUUUUUUUUUCAUACCUUUUCAAAGGUGUUCAAUAUGUCCACUUUUAGAUACAUGGCAUAUGUCUAUGCGGUAUUCAAAUUCAUCCCACACUGCAGCGAGCAUGUCCUGAGUUACUGAUUCCACUGCUGUUGUAAUGCGAUUCCUCAGCUCAUCCAUUGUUGUUGGUAGUGGAGGCACAUAUACAGAGUCUUUGAUGAAACCCCACAAGAAAGUAUCACAUACAAAAAGGUCUGGUGACCUUGGAGGCCAGAAAUGUAAGGAUGCGUCAUUUUGUCCAGUGCGGUCGAUCCACCGGUCACGAAUUCUUUGAUUUAAAAAUUGCCGGACUGUCAGAUGCCAAUGUGGCGGUGCCCCGUCCUGUUGGUAAAUGAAGUCAUUCGAAUCAGUCUUCAAUUGGGGGAAAAUAUAAUUCUCAAGCAUAUCGAGAUUUGUUAUUCCUGUAACAGUGUUCUCAGCAAAGAAAAAUGGACCGAACACAUUUUCCCGUGAAACCGCGCAAAACACAUUAAAUUUUGGAGAGUCUCUCUCAUGUUGCACAAUUUCAAGUGGUUUUUCUGUGCCCCUUAUUCUAACGUAACGGUUUACCUUUCCAUUUAAAUGAAAUGUUGCCUCAUCGCUAAACACUAUACGCGAUACAAAAUGCUCAUCGUCCAUCAUCUUAUCAAGAACGAAGUUACAAAACUCCACGUGUCGUUCUUUAACACCCUCAUAAAGAGCUUGCAUUAUCUGAAGUCUGUAUCCUUUCACGCGUAAUCGUCGACGCAACACAUGCCAGACGGACAUAGGAGGCAUGUUGAGCUGUCGAGCAGCGCGGCAAACAGAUUUCUGAGGGCUGCGUGUGAAACAAUGGCGGACGCGCUCCACGUCUUCAUUGGACACUCUGGGACGGCCCGGUGACUUGCCUUUACACAGACAAUCUGUUUCUUGAAAUUGUGCAUACCACGUCUAAUGCUCAGUGAUGUAGGAGGAUCAACACCAUAUUUAUUAAGAAAGUCACUCUGAACAGUUAUUACAGACUCACACUGCGAAAAAAGUAGACAACAAAACGCUUUUUGUGGUGCAGACGCCAUUUUCACUAGAAAUGAAGUAGGCGUUCACUGAAGCGCGCUGCUGCUACCUAACGGGAACCAUGUAAAACUUUAAAAGAUACUCUUUUCAACAGUACGUUGUUGGUGCAUUUAGCUCAACAAACAGAAUAGUUAUGAUUUUAUUAAAUCUGAUGAUUGUUUUUGAUACACCCUGUAUAUUAAAGACAAUGCAAAACCUAAUAAUGCAUUGUUUCUCACAAAUGGAUUUGUUUUACUUGUACGAUUCUAAAUGUAUAUGCAAUCAGAAAAUGUGUACAGUAUUAGGUAAACAUGUUUAAUAUAUAAUUUACAUUAUUUUCAAAUUCCGCACUUAUUUUCAUUUUCAGUAGUUUACAUUUUCUUUUAUUUGACCUAUUUUAAUUUGAAAAUAUAGUUAAUUUAUGAAGCAUAUUUGAAUCAGUGUUCUCAUAUUAUAAUACUACUUAACAAAAUACCACCAAAUUAAAUUAAUAAUAACAAAUAAAAAAAAUGUAUAGUUAAAGUACAGUCAGUAGGACUAGUUACAGGGAUGCUACAGGUCAGGGAAAUCAGGGAAGUCAGGGAAAAGUCAGGGGAAAAAAACAGGACUGGAAAUCAGGGAAAAGUCAGGGAAUCCGGUCUCA